Messenger RNA from Ylistrum balloti, 1952 nucleotides. RefSeq names its product probable tyrosine-protein phosphatase F54C8.4. Lineage: Eukaryota; Metazoa; Mollusca; Bivalvia; Pectinida; Pectinidae. Gene Ontology annotation, biological process: protein dephosphorylation. The transcript has 10 exons. The record is from RefSeq and is a predicted model, not a curated record. Bases 100 to 1581 code for a protein of 493 amino acids. Gene Ontology annotation, molecular function: polynucleotide 5'-phosphatase activity; protein tyrosine/serine/threonine phosphatase activity.
CAGCAUGUCCAACUUCUGCGAAAGAGAGUAAUUGAAAGUGUUGAUAAAAUUGUGUAUUUGUCUUCGUCAUCGAACAAAUCUACGAUAUACCGUCAAAAUAUGCCACCCCCAGAUCGAUGGCUUGAUUAUUCCAAUGUUGGAAAAGUUAUUCCAGGAACUAACAUUUUGUGCUUCAAAGUACCACUGAAAAAUGGACUUUUGAGACAAGUACCACCAGAUUUGUGGUUCACCCCGAAACAAUUGAUUGAUCAUGUUGAGAAGGAACAGCAUAAAUUAAAAUUGGUCAUAGAUCUUACCUUCACUACAAAAUACUACUUUAAAGAUGAAUUUACGAAAAAUGGAGUCAAGUACCUUAAAAUAUUUACAGAAGGACAUGUGAUACCUCACGAUGAUGUGGUUCACAGGUUUUAUGAUGCUAUCGAAACCAAUAAAGCUAUGAGUGAAAAAGGUGAUGUGGUAGGAGUGCACUGUACCCAUGGUAUUAACAGGACAGGCUACAUGGUGUGUAGGUACAUGAUAGAACGGCUAGCCUUUAAGCCAGAGGAAGCCAUAUCAGCUUUCAAUGCAGCACGAGGUCAUGACAUUGAAAGAGAGAACUACCUGGCCGACCUGCACACCAAAACAUUUUUGGAAGGCUACAAGAAUGAAGGAAGGCACACACUUGAACAGAAGAAGCCCAACUGGAAUGAUUCACAUAAACCUGUUGAGAAGAGAUAUAGGUCAGAGCGUUCUAGUAGUCAAACUAAAGAACAUGGUCGUUAUGACCAACAUGCUGGUAGCCAUUAUAGAGAUGACCGGAGUCGUUAUAACCAAGAUUUGGGUAGUAGUGGUAGCCAGAGUAGAGGUUUCCAUAGUAACAGUUACCAUGACAAUGCCAGAUAUGACCCAUCCAAUGCUGAUAGAUAUCACUAUGGUGAAUACACAUACGAGAUUGAAGAAGGACGGAGAGACAUGCCAAGUGAAUAUUCAAAUUAUCACAGCCACCAUGGCAACUCCUGGGGGCACAAUGAUGGUGAUCACAAUCUACAUCUGAGUCAUGGAUACCACAUUUACCAUGAUACAUCCUGGGGUCAGGACUAUAGAGGCAAAGGUGAUGGCUAUAGAGGUCAAGGUCAACAUUAUAGAGGUCAAAGUUAUGACUCUAGAGGUCAAGGUCAGCGCUAUGGAGGUAGAUACAAUAGAGACUAUGGCACUAGAGAUCAUGAUAUGGGUUAUGAAAGACAAAGACAGGACUACAGAGGUCAAGAAUAUGCAAGGUCACCCCGUGGAAACUGGCGCAAUUCAAACAGUGGUCAACAAUCUCACCACGGGUAUAACUCUUUCAGUUCAAGAGAUCACAAAGGGUUGGACCUACAUCAAAGUCGUAAAGCUUCAGACAGACCUCACAGUGGUAGGUAUACAAGUAGAUACAAUGACCAAUCAAGACAUAGUCAAGAUAAUAACAGUCACCAAGAAAGAGAAACUGACAGACCCAAUACUGCAUUACAAGGCCAUGGACAUCAAGAUACUACACAACAAAUCCAUGGACAGCAGGACUCACAAUUUGACUCUUCCGAUGCUACACUAGGGCAUGGACAUUGAGAUACUACACAACAAAACCAAGGACAACAGGACACACAAUUUGACUCUUCCGAUGCUACACUAGGGCAUGGACAUUGAGAUACUACACAACAAAACCAAGGACAACAGGACACACAGUUUGACUCUUCCAAUGCUACACUAGGGCAUGGACAUUGAGAUACUACACAACAAAACUAUGGACAACAAGACACACAAUUUGACUUCCGAUGCUACACUAGGGCAUGGACAUUGAGAUACUACACAACAAAACCAAGGACAACAGGACACACAAUUUGACUCUUCCGAUGCUACACUAGGGCAUGGACAUUGAGAUACUACACAACAAAACCAAGGACAACAGGACACACAAUUUGACUCUUCCGAUGCUACAC